This is a messenger RNA of Corticium candelabrum, 1305 nucleotides long. Its product is annotated as KRAB-A domain-containing protein 2-like. Gene Ontology annotation, biological process: DNA integration. Gene Ontology annotation, molecular function: nucleic acid binding. The record is from RefSeq and is a predicted model, not a curated record. NCBI's taxonomy places the organism in Eukaryota, Metazoa, Porifera, Homoscleromorpha, Homosclerophorida, Plakinidae. The coding region runs from base 1 to 1149 and encodes 382 amino acids. The transcript is spliced from 8 exons.
AUGACUGAUCACCGUCGGGACAGCUUCCGCGAAUUUCUGCAGACUCUUUCAGCGAAACAGAACUCGCAAUUAAUUAGUGAAGAGAAGGCUAUGCGAAUCCGACUAGUUCUGGCGAGUGGAGAUGGAAAGCACGCGCGAGUUGACAGCCCUCGUUUCAGAUUUUAUGUUCGUAGCAAGGGAUUCGCAGUAAUCGACCUGCCCGUGCUAGGGCUGAAAGAAGUUCUUUGUGUGCCUGCACCAAAGGGAAGUGAAACAAAGACAUCUUUGCUUGGGAACUGGCUAAAAGUAGCGAACGUGUCUGAAAUUUAUGAUAUCCUCAUAACUAUCCAUGAAGGCUCUAGAGUGCACGCUGGAUAUCGGAAAGUUCAAAAGCAGUAUUUUGGCAUCCCGAGACCUGCAGUUCAACAAUUUGUGAAGACAUGCGUUAUCUGCGCAUGUAAAACGCCACAAAUGUCAGUAGCUACUGUCAAGCCGAUUAUUUCACCAGGUUUCAUGCGAAGAGGCCAGAUAGAUCUUAUUGAUAUGACAGUAGACCCUGAUGGAGACUUCAAGUAUAUCGGUCAUUAUAUUAACCAUUUUACCAAAUUCAAUUUCCUGUGGCCUCAGCAUAGGAAGAAGUCAGUGGAAGUGGCCAGAUGUCUUAUUAAAAAUGUCUUCAGUGUUGUUGGUCUCCCACUUAUAUUACAGCAUGACAAUGGGAAAGAAUUUUGCAAUAAGAUCAUUCGAAAAGUUGUUAGAUUAUGGCCAGGAGAUUGCAAAAUUGUGACAGGUCGUCCACGCCAUCCUCAAUCUCAAGGCCUUGUAGAACAGGCCCAUAGAACUGUACAACAUAUGCUUGCUGUCCGUCGUGCAGAGUAUCCAGGAACGGGAUGGACCAAAUAUCUUUCCUUAGUGCAAUAUGCUAUGAACACACAAAUCCAUAGUGCAAUCAAUGUGGCGCCUUAUGACGUUGUUUUUGGACAGCCCCCAACAGAUGGUGUGUUUCCUGGUUGCCAUAAAGAUGUUCAACCUGAAGAAGAGGAUUUGCUGAAGGUUCUAAAAGAUAUUCCUACAUUGACUGACGAAUAUGGCAACGAUUCCCCUGAUGAAGGAGAUGGUCAUGUGGAGGAUCACACAGUUUCUACAUCUAUAAAUCAACAACCACAAUGACAAAGACAAUGAUGGUAUAGAAACGUUGUUAGAAGAUAUCCCUACAUUGGAUAAACAUGAUGGCAAUGAUUCUUCUGAUAAAGGAGAUGAAGAUGAUGUGGAGAUGGCCAGAGUUUGUAGAGGUAUAUUAUAAGUCAUGUGUGUGUGUGUGUGUGU